Molecule: messenger RNA, 606 nt
Organism: Adineta ricciae
Lineage: Eukaryota; Metazoa; Rotifera; Eurotatoria; Adinetida; Adinetidae
Source: the annotation of a GenBank genome assembly
AUGUGCCAAGACAGAAUCGUCACUUGUUACAAUCAUUCACGUCCACCUUACAUAGUUUUCAUCUUAGCAGCUAUUGUUAUUCCGUCGAUCGUUGCAAGAGAAAAACGCAGUUUAUUUGGAUUAAUGCAUGAUAGUGAUGAACUCGACUUAAAAGGUCGUUCAAUGGUAAGAUUAGAUAAGAGCUGUAAUUGGUAUACUUAUGAAUUGGAUCCAACAGGCAAUGUGUUUUACGAUGAGAAAAGCUACCAAUGUCCGAGUAACACACUAGCAUCUGGUUACUGUAUUCUUCGAUGGUCGGAUGCAGUCAAAGAAUGCAAUUCAAACGCUAAUUGUACUGGAUAUGCCAUGACAGAUAUUGCUAAUUGGCACGAUCUAUAUGAUCAAGGCUCAGAAGUUGCUGUGCAACUAUACACUAGCACUCUAUCGCCUAAGAAUCGUCCACAGGAAUACUCACGAUGGUUUGUUUGGCGCAAAACAUGCUGGACUUUUUCUGCUGGACCAGUGUCGAUAGACAACACUUUGGAAAAUUCUGUCGCACUGCUUAAACCCAAAGCAUCGAUUAUAUUAUCUUUUCUCACAUUAGUGCUAGGCGUUACUGCUCUUUAA